This is a messenger RNA of Podarcis muralis (Common wall lizard), 2355 nucleotides long. RefSeq lists its product as uncharacterized. Gene Ontology annotation, biological process: negative regulation of T cell activation; intracellular signal transduction. Lineage: Eukaryota; Metazoa; Chordata; Lepidosauria; Squamata; Lacertidae. Gene Ontology annotation, cellular component: plasma membrane; membrane raft. The record is from RefSeq and is a predicted model, not a curated record.
AUUAUUAUUAUUAUUAUUAUUAUUAUUAUUAUUUAUUAUUGGCCAGCCACUUCUGGGAAGCACAUAGGCAAGGUGGAAAGGAACAACACCCCGCCCCUCACAGCAGCUGACUUUCAGAUAUACACUGCGGCUGCACAUGGAAGUUCCAUUCAUGUACCUCGGCCAUUGAAAAACCUACCCUCCACAGGAAUGAGGCCCUGCUGAGAUGUUCCACAAGGGGGUGGGGAGUGGAGCACACUUCUGGUCUCAUCUACCUGCCGCUGGUACUUUUGCUUUUCAUUUUUUUGGUUUUGAAAAGCAGCAUGCAGUUGGGCGAUGCGGGCAGGAAGCCGGCUCUGCCACAGGGCGCAUGUGGCCUCCGCUCAGAGGCAGCCACCCACCCUGGGAAAGUCAGCCGUGCGACCGAGCUGCUUGCAGCCACCCAGAAAGCUGGGACCUGACCUUUUAUUCUAGAAGACGGUGAGGCCAAGCCGAACGAUCAAGGGAUUCCGAUCGCUGGGGCAGAUUGCAGAGAUGCCCUUUGCCCGCCUCUGUCCCCCCCACUGCUAAACAUCCUAUGCCAAGAGCGUCUCGCAGGGGAAUCCACUGAUGGCUCCAUCCCUGGAGGAAGUGGGGGCUGACGGCUUCUUCCCUUCGUUCCUUCUCGUCUCCCUGGUUGGCCUAACCGCCUGUCUCUUGGCCCUCUGCGCACUUUGCAGGAGGAAAGAGAAGAACAGAGUAAUUCCACAAGAUGGAGCGAUGCUGGAGGAAGCAGCGGAGCUCUUGACGGUCGUCCACUCGCACCAGCUGAACAGGACAAAUUCAAAGGCAAAAAAUCCGAGGUCAACCGGUGGCAACAUCCCUUACGCACUGAGCGAAGAUGAUGGGACGAUAUCCAGCUGCAGCUUCAUCAUCCUGCCCCCGAGGCGGCUUCCCCGCACCCCCCCAGAGGACCUGCUGUCUCCAGACCAGACUUACUCAAAUCUGAGCUUCCAAAACCGAGUCGAGGAUGUGCUGUAUGAAUCCAUGUCGGUGUCGGAGGAAGCGACGGAGGAACCGAGCCCUGUCACGAAGGAGGAGGAGGAGGAGGAUGCUAUUGGGCAACAGGACCCAGCAACAGGACCCGAGUACGCCUGUGUUCUGAAAGGGAAGAAGAUGAAGGACCACCAGCACGCAGGGAUGGAGGCGGGGGCCUCUGAAGCAUCGCAGCAGGGAUCUCUAGCAACGACACUUCACACUGCUCAAGCAGUACAGUUUGAAGAAAUGUAUUCAGUGGUGCGCAAGGAGAGGAAGAAGGAGGAGAAGAAGAAAACCGAGGGCUCUGGCGGGCACAGUGAAGAGAGACCAUCCCAAGGGGAGAUGAGCCUAGGAAAUGCCCUGGUGGCAUCUGUCCAUCAGGAAUCAGAUGGCAGGCCAGGGCACCCGCCCUCCUUGUUCCAGCCUCCUGCUAUUGAACCCUGCUAUGAGUCUGUUGGCUGUGAAUCGUGGGUGGGCAACGGCAGGAAGCCAAGCACAGAGCCAGCUUAGGAGGCUGUAGAUACUUACUGGAAGAACUCGAGGAGGAAAAGAAAGCCGGACAGGAACGCCCCAGCAGAAAACCUCUACGAAAGCAUCGAAAACCUGGCAUUUCAGUUUCAGAAUCAAAACAUGUUAGCCCAUUUUGAAAUCUGACUCUUUGGUUUGGUUUACCUAUUCAAGCGGAUGUAAAUGAAUUAAGUGGACAUAGUUCAAACGUUACUAAGUGCCGCUGCAUGUCAGCCCUCGGAAACCAAACGCUGACUGCGGUUGCAUGUUAACUGGCAGAUGCCCCCAAAACGCCAGACACCUCCAGACGACAUGUUUUAUUGACCAUUCCUCUAUGUGCUUGCACAAAGCUUGCACAGAGGUUAGACUCUUUGUUGAGCGUUUCUUUUCAUUUGUUUGCAGGAAGCUUAUAUGACAACCGGCAUCAAUUAAUCUGGCAGAAUGACAAAGAACAAUAAAAAAAGCCUUAAAAUAUCAUGGUGGGGUGAGGAGAGGAAGGUGAGCUGUUAGCCUUAGGAACUGCCAGAGAAGAACAUCAGUGCUGGGUGACAUUUCGCACUCGGAUAAUCUUUGCAGAUAAUCACUUCGCUCCACUAGGAACUUUAUGAAGAGCAUCAACGUGUCUGGCUGCAACCCUGCAUCUGCUUACUUGCGAGUAAGCUCUGAGAGCCUCAAUGGAACUUCCCCUUUUGAUCUGAGUUGCCAUGGCUUGAAAGGGCUGAUGGAUUGAUGAGAGCUGCCGUCCAACAUCUAGAUAGCUGUCAUUUCCCUACUUAUUGCUGCAAAGCAUUUACAGUUGUUGUUUUUCAGAAGGGGUGGGGGGUGGGAAAUGAAUAAUUUGUUGUUGUUGUU